Molecule: messenger RNA, 784 nt
Organism: Hemibagrus wyckioides
Lineage: Eukaryota; Metazoa; Chordata; Actinopteri; Siluriformes; Bagridae
Product: septin-5-like
Exons: 5
Coding region: 209-598 (129 amino acids)
Biological process (GO): cytoskeleton-dependent cytokinesis; regulation of exocytosis
Cellular component (GO): septin complex; microtubule cytoskeleton; synaptic vesicle
Molecular function (GO): molecular adaptor activity; GTP binding; GTPase activity
Source: RefSeq, a predicted model, not a curated record
ACAGGACGAAGAGGAACCUCUUGAAGGUUGCAGCUACCUGCUGGCAGAUGCAGGGACGUUCUUGCAUACCAGCUCUCUAUUACAAGACAGGAGUGAAAGUGAAUUAGAACGCAGCAUCGGAGAUUCUUCAGAUGAUACCAAACCGGACACAGAAAGCGACUUGGAGACCCGCUCCAAGGGCAUACUUCGUUAUUCAUCCCCCUUACCUAUGCACAAGUGGGUCCAUCAGGUGGAUCCGAAUGAUGACAGCACUAUUCCACUGUUAUACAAUCCAAGUAGUUCUUGUGAAUGCUCCAGUCCAUGUAAACCCUCAGAGAACCAAGGGGAGGAGUAUGUCGGUUUUGAUAUGCUGCUGUGCCAAGUCCAACGAAAAGCAGUGAAAAAGGGAUUUGAGUUCACACUGAUGGUAGUAGGCGAGUCUGGUUUGGGCAAGUCCACUCUUAUCAACAGCCUCUUUCUCACAGAUCUGUACAAGGACCGGACUCUUUAUGAUGCUCAAGGUGAGGUUAAUCCAAAUGUUAAUUUGUGUGUAAGUUUGCUGCAGCUUCAAAAGACUGAUCAGAAAGGUAUUUUGUCUGUGCACAGAAAGGAUAAAUAAGACUUUAACAAUUACCAAGAAGAGAGUAGAAGUUGUUGAAAAGGGAGUUAAGCUACACCUCAACAUUGUGGAUACUCCAGGUUUUGGAGAUGCUCUCGACAACACUAACAGGUAGUUUAGAAGUUAACUCCCAAGCACUAAAGAGCAACUAUGUACAACUGUAUGAAGUAGAGUGAUGUUUUACCU